UCUCGCCACCAUGAAGUCAUCAUCUUUGGGUUUUUUCUGCCUGUUUCUACUCCUUAUACAGACUUCCAGGUCAUCUUCACCACCUACAAAUUCAUCUUCAACAUCUACCGAUUCACCUCCAAUAACUGCAGAGUCACCUUCAAUGUCUACCGAGUCACCUCCAACAUCUACCGAGUCACCUCCAACAUCUACCAAGUCACCUCCAGGAUCUACUAACUCACUUCCAGCACCAACCAACUCAAUCUCAACCAACUCAGACCCAACAUCUUCAAUCAAUUCAGACCCAACAUCUUCAACCCACUCGGACCCAACAUCUUCGACCCACUCGGACCCAACAUCUUCAACCCACUCGGACCCAACAUCUUCAACCCACUCGGACCCAACAUCUUCAACCUACUCGGACUCAACAUCAUCAACCCACUCAGACCCAACAUCUUCAACCCACUCAGACCCAACAUCUUCAACCUACUCAGACUCAACAUUUUCAACCAUCUCAGACCCAACAUCUUCAACCUACUCAGACUCAACAUUUUCAACGAUCUCAGACCCAACAUCUUCAACCUACUCAGACUCAACAUCUUCAACCAACUCAGACCCAACAUCUUCAACCCACUCAGACCCAACAUCUUCAUCCGACACAGACCCAACAUCUUCAACCCACUCAGACCCAACAUCUUCAUCCGACACAGACCCAACAUCUUCAACCAACUCAGACCCAACACCUUCAACCAACUCAGACCCAACUGCAACAGCAAACAACUCUGCAUUUUCCUCAACAAUGACAUCAACCAAGUCUACAACUUCAUCAACUAGCAGAAUCACCACCAGAUCAACAACUUCAACUUCAGCUGCAGCCCCAACAGCUCCAGUUCUGUUGCCUGUAGUUCUAAUCGUCGUCAAAGGACUGAUUCAUUAGACCCACUUUGCAAAGACCUUGUAAAAGUAACCAAUUAACUAUGAUUGUUAAAGGAGCUGAUUAGAGUCCUGUAAGAUACGACUUUGGUAUUUGAAAUUGUUUUGACGUGUUGAAGAUCUGACAUGUAAGGUGAUUUUAAUAUUGAUUUUUGACAGCUUGUUGUUGAGUGUAGAUAUUUGAGAUAAUUAAAAUAAUUUGAAAAUAAGAUUAAGUCAACAUCAUUGAUAUUGAGGGAAUAUGGAAUUAAUGACAUGAAUAUGAAAAUUAUAUUUUACAAGAUCUUAAGUUUCAAUUGUUAUGUUACGCAAAUUAAUGUGUGUUGAUCAUUAAAUGCUGAAUAAAUACUUUCAGUUUUUUGUAUAGAAACUAGAGACAUGUGGAUAGGGAUCCAUCAUAAGA
This is a messenger RNA of Oryzias melastigma (Indian medaka), 1315 nucleotides long. RefSeq names its product mucin-5AC. The transcript is spliced from 2 exons. The record is from RefSeq and is a predicted model, not a curated record. Bases 11 to 916 code for a protein of 301 amino acids. NCBI's taxonomy places the organism in Eukaryota, Metazoa, Chordata, Actinopteri, Beloniformes, Adrianichthyidae.